Molecule: messenger RNA, 480 nt
Organism: Rhipicephalus sanguineus (brown dog tick)
Lineage: Eukaryota; Metazoa; Arthropoda; Arachnida; Ixodida; Ixodidae
Product: papilin-like
Exons: 2
Coding region: 27-470 (147 amino acids)
Molecular function (GO): serine-type endopeptidase inhibitor activity
Source: RefSeq, a predicted model, not a curated record
GCGUGUUUGAGACCCCUGGUGUAUACAUGACACGGCAUAUUCCUCCGGCCGCAGGAACUUCGUGCAUGCUGCCCCUGCUCCGCGCAUGCGCGCGAGGGACGAAUGACAGCUCCGAAUCCUCGGGCCUGAGCUCGUCUUCGCCGUGGUUCUUCGUGCGUAGCCGCCGCAAGGGCCACUGCGUGCAAUGGAAUCCCGACCAGGUCUGCCUGGGCCUCUCGCGCCUACACUUCGACAGUCUCUCCCUGUGCCAAGCGUACUGCGAAAAAGACGCACCGAACGCUCGCUGCACUCAACCCAUAGAAACCGGCAUGCUGCACUGCAGCGGCGAAGACUUCCAGGAAGGACGCAAGAAAAAGUGGUGGUACUACGACAGCCUGAGCAGGUCGUGCCGCCCGUGGGAACACGUGUGCCUGGAGAACACCUACGCCAGCCUGCGGGCAUGCGCCGCCGCCUGCCUCAGGCAACACUGAUCCUCAUCGA